CUUUCCCGGCUGUCAAUAUGCGUGCUUGGGCUAUACAGCGCCCGGGCUGGGGCUACUGUGUGGAGUGCGCAUGUGCGAACGGAGGGCCAGGCCUGAAGAUGGCGGAUGAUAAGGACUCGCGGCCAAAGCUGAAGGAUCUUGCUUUUUUGAAGUCUCAGUUGGAAAACUUACAACAGCGAGUGGAAGACGAGGUGCAGGCUGGAGUGGGCCAGGAUGGUUCUUUGCUGGCAUCUCCAUUUCUCAAAGGGUUUCUGGCAGGUUACAUUGUAGCCAAACUCCGAUCUUCUGCAGUCCUAGGAUUUGUGUUUGGGACCUGCACUGGAAUAUAUGCAGCUCAGACCUAUGCAGUUCCCAAUGUUGAAAAGACAAUCCGAGACUAUGUCAGCUCGCUGAGGAAAGGACCAGACUAGAGGAGAAUCCUUUGGACAACAGUGCACUCCGGAAACAGCUCUUCUCAUCUUAGACAUCGUUGACAUGAUCUUAAGGGGCUCCCAGGACUGUGGCUACAUAUGUCAUUCUGACCCAUUGUAAAACAUGUGUAAUACCAGAUCAGUGUGAAACAUCA
Messenger RNA from Gopherus flavomarginatus (Mexican gopher tortoise), 565 nucleotides. It is a transcript of the gene SLC35A4, whose product is annotated as solute carrier family 35 member A4. The record is from RefSeq and is a predicted model, not a curated record. The transcript has 3 exons. Bases 18 to 410 code for a protein of 130 amino acids. Lineage: Eukaryota; Metazoa; Chordata; Testudines; Testudinidae.